AUGAGCGUCUUUGUCUACUACACCGUCGCCGGCUUCGUCGCAUACUGCGCCCUGACAGCCGCCCUCUUCAUGCUGUCCUUUGUCGUCCCCCGGGCGGGCUUCUUUGCCCGCUGCCUCGCCAUGUACAUGACCUUUUUCUUCGCCGCCAUCUUUGGCGUCGUCUCCUCCAUCGUCCUCUCCAUCGCCGGCCACCGAAACAUUGCCCAAUGGGCGACAGCCCGCUACUAUCUCUACUCGGCGCGCCUCACCACCGGCACCACCUUUGAGGCCGACGACCCGCACGACGUGCUCGGCAGCACCCGUCCCGCCGUCUUCAUCGGCAACCACCAGACCGAGCUCGACGUCCUCAUGCUCGGCGCCGUUUUCCCCAAGUACUGCAGCGUCACCGGCAAGCGCUCCCUCAAGCACAUCCCCUUUCUCGGCUGGUUCAUGACCCUCAGCGGCUCCAUCUUCAUCGACCGCGCCAACAGCAAGGACGCCCGCCAGGCCAUGCAGGGCGCCGCCGACGAGAUAACGACCCGCAAGCAGAGCGUCUACAUGUUCCCCGAGGGCACCCGCAGCUACAGCAAGGAGCCCAUCCUGCUUCCCUUCAAAAAGGGCGCCUUCCAUCUCGCCGUGCAGGCCGGUGUACCCAUUGUCCCCUGCGUCGUGUCCAAUUACAGCCACAUUCUCUAUCCCAAGGACUACGUCUUCAAGGCCGGCACCAUCCCCAUCAAGAUUCUCGACCCUAUCCCAACCAAAGGCCUCACCUCCGCUGAUGUCGACGAGCUCACCCGCACCACCCGCGAGCUCAUGCUCAAGGAGCUCGUGACCCUCACUGCAAAGGCUCGAGGCCAACCCAUAGCUGUCCCUGCUAACCCCUCCUCGGCAAAGUCUUCUGGUGUCGAUAUCAAGAACUAA
Molecule: messenger RNA, 900 nt
Organism: Cordyceps militaris CM01
Lineage: Eukaryota; Fungi; Ascomycota; Sordariomycetes; Hypocreales; Cordycipitaceae
Product: AtaAp protein
Exons: 2
Coding region: 1-900 (299 amino acids)
Biological process (GO): phosphatidic acid biosynthetic process
Cellular component (GO): endoplasmic reticulum; membrane
Molecular function (GO): 1-acylglycerol-3-phosphate O-acyltransferase activity
Source: RefSeq, a predicted model, not a curated record